AUGCGAAAAGACGUGAAAAGACGUGAAAAGACGCGAAAAAAUGGCAGUCUAAUUGAUUAUACUCUGAGCGCUUCAAAUGCACUUGUCGACCGAUUGUCUCAACUCAUUGAAAGUCCACGUACAAACGAUCCUUCACUUGAAAAAUUUCUAGAUUUUAGAUUCCAAAAAGGUGUUCUAAAAGAUAAAAAAUCCGAGUAUCAGCAUUACAAAAGUGAAUUGGAUACGAUCAAAAGGUACUAUUCUGAAACGUCCGAGAUCGGGAAAAAAUUCUGUCGCCAACUACCCUGUCAAAUUGCGAUUGGCAGUGGGAAAAGACCGCGGUCAGUUGGCGAGCAUAGAAUAAGUUGUAUGUUAGUCACUUUUAGAGCUCCGUCAUCAACUACCCUGUCAAAUUGCGAUUGGCAGUGGGAAAAGACUGCGCUCGAUAAAAAAUCGCAAUUAUUAAUUUCUUUUUGGGAUUUACAAACGAAGAGACAAACCAUUCAUAUGGAAAGCAAGAUACAUGAAGAGAAAGCUCAGUUGCAACAAAACGAACUAGAAAACCAUAUUCGUCUCGAACGGGUUAGUCCAUUACAGACCCGACAGAUUCUGGAUGCAACGAAAGAUAUCCGAAAACAAGAUCAUUUACUGCGAGAAACAACUGCUAAUCUGAUCGAAAAAGAUCUGUUGUAUGAGUCACAUGCAGGACAAAAGCGAUCUUACGAGCCUCAAGAAACAAUUUUAGAUUUCGAAAACAAUCUGUUUUUAGACAAAGAAAACAAAGAUGAGAAGCGUGAAUUGCCAAAUUACUCCAUAUCUGAGUUUGAUGAUGCAUCUGGGGAUUCUAGCAAUGGAACUCUCAAUAAUGGUAAUGAAGAUAUUACAAAAGAAAAUCUUGAAAAUGAUGAGGACGGUUUCAUGAACGAUCUUGCAAAAUUAGAAUAUAAAACGAAGUUCCUUAAUAUACGUUCAGAUAAGAAGUGGAGGUUGCCUUCGGGCAAUUAUGUCGAAGAUAUCUUGUAUGAAUACGCGAAAGACUUGCCAUAUGAAAAUCAAUUACAUAGUUUCAUAAUCGACACCAGUAAUGAAACUAUAAUGGGCCUUUUCAAUGAUGUUGACUAUGAGCAUAUAAUUACAUACAAUACUUCCCCUGAACCCGAGCUAUCAAACGAAUUGAUUGAUUUUCUUAUGAGAUAUCGUAAAUUUGGGCCUAACGAAGUGCGAGAAGUGAUCAAUUCCGGCAUCAAUAUCUCUCCCUAUGAUUCCAAAAAACAUUUUAAUUUUCACUAUAUCCAUCAAGUUUUUUCGCAACUCCUUCCCAGAUACGAAUUGAGACCGAAAGACUUCACAAGAAGCCAUUUGGAAGGAUGGUUCACUAGCAAUAUUUGGAGUGUUAUGGUGGAUGCCUGCCUUAUUGAUCUUGAGUCAGUUGAAUUUAUUCGAGGUGAAGGCAGUUCUCGUGCUUCAAGUCUGCGAAAAAACUAUAUAAGAAAAUGUCCAAAGGUUAAAAAGAUUAUGGGACGUAAGUGUGAUGGGAUUGCUCGGGAUUUGGGAUCGCCAGAAGAAUUUGCAGUUAGCGAAGAGGGCCACACUUGGACCGGAGAAGACGGCACCAAGUAUUUAUCUGACGGGUCAUUAAAGAUGCCAAAAGUAAUGCGCGAUAUGCUAUUUCAAAAAGUAAAAAAGCAUGGCACUAAUGCUGUUUUAUUACAAGCUCAAUACCUUCAAAUACUUGUAAUGGAUAUUCCAUCAGGAUACAUGUGUCGGCUUCGUAGAUAUCCUUCUAGCAAGAUACCAACUGUUCUUUCUGAGAUUGAUGAUCUUAUUUCCAUGGUCUAUGAUGUGCUUAUUGCAAAGCUCCGAAUUACUCGAUGUUUGGACCAUUUAAGUAAUUCGAGUAAUGAAACUCCUAAUGAAGCUUUGAAGAAGCGCUUAAAGAAAAACGCUAUAAAUCUACGGCAAGAAAAUGAUGAUUAUGACUUUCCGAACUCACAGAAGACUCCCAAAAAAAGAAGGAUUGAACAGCCCCCAAAAAAAGGCUGA
This is a messenger RNA of Ambispora leptoticha, 2022 nucleotides long. NCBI's taxonomy places the organism in Eukaryota, Fungi, Glomeromycota, Glomeromycetes, Archaeosporales, Ambisporaceae. The record is from the annotation of a GenBank genome assembly.